Messenger RNA from Salmo salar (Atlantic salmon), 1837 nucleotides. NCBI's taxonomy places the organism in Eukaryota, Metazoa, Chordata, Actinopteri, Salmoniformes, Salmonidae. The record is from RefSeq and is a predicted model, not a curated record.
AAAUGAGACAGUCUGAGCCGCAAGAACAGGUGAAUGAUUACUGUUGGCCUACUGUUAAUGCCGUCGUCCAAAUAUAUCCCUUAUCUUGGUCCCAUAACAAACAAAUAGUGGAUGUUUUGACGCGAGGAGUCCAAUUAACUUUAAUGGGAGCCCGAAUGAAAGGCGGAGAUACGCAAGAAAAAGUGGUCGACAACUCGCCAAAAACCUGGAAUUAGCAGCAGGUCUACUGACCUGCCAAAGUGUCCUAGGUUGAGCUGAGAGAGGCGCCAUGCUGUCGGGGGAGGAGAUUCUGUGCAGCACGCGGCAAGUGAUAGCGGGCCUUGAGGCGCUGCGAGGUGAGAACCACACCCUCCUGGACAACCUGCAGGAGGUGCUGGAGGGACGGCCGGUGGCCGAGAGUGGCAGUGUGGAGCAGGAGAAGAGUGGCAUCAUCCGCCAGUCUCUGGAGAGGAUAGAGCUGGGCCUGGGAGAGGCACAGGUGAUGAUGGCUCUGUCGGCCCACCUGGGCUCCCUGGAGGCGGAGAAGCAGAAGCUGCGGACCCAGGUACGAAGGCUGUGCCAGGAAAACCAGUGGCUGAGGGACGAGCUGGCCGGGGCCCAGCAGAGGCUGCAGGACAGGGAGCAGGUGGUGGUCACGCUGGAGGAGCAGAACAGACACCUGCAGUUCAUGAGCAGCAUCCGCAAGUACGACCAGGAGUCGCCCCCACCGGAUGACAAAGAGACGGGCUCCACCAAUGAGUCCCUAGAUGACCUUUUUCCCACGGAUGAGGAGGAACAGUCACAGAUAUCUCAGCCUCACGGUAGUAGUGCGGCAGCAGCGGCCCAGCAGGGCGGCUAUGAGAUCCCGGCCCGCCUGAGGACCCUUCAUAACCUGGUAAUCCAGUACGCCUCCCAGGGCCGCUACGAGGUGGCUGUGCCCCUUUGCAAACAGGCCCUGGAGGACCUGGAGAAGUCCUCAGGCCACAGCCACCCUGACGUGGCCACCAUGCUCAACAUCUUGGCUCUGGUCUACAGAGACCAGAACAAGUACAAAGAGGCGGCUAACCUCCUGAAUGACGCGUUGGCCAUUCGGGAGAAGACCCUGGGCAUAGAUCACCCUGCGGUGGCAGCCACACUCAACAACCUUGCUGUCCUGUAUGGAAAGAGAGGGAAGUACAAAGAGGCUGAGCCACUGUGUAAGAGAGCCCUGGAUAUCAGAGAGAAGGUGUUAGGCACGGACCACCCUGACGUGGCAAAGCAGCUGAACAACCUGGCGCUGCUGUGUCAGAACCAGGGCAAGUACCAGGAAGUGGAGCAGUACUACGAGCGUGCCCUGCACAUCUACCAGAGCAGACUGGGCCCCGACGAUGCCAACGUGGCCAAGACCAAGAAUAACCUGGCUUCAUGUUACCUGAAACAAGGGAAGUACAGACAAGCUGAGGCUCUGUAUAAAGAGAUCCUGACCCGGGCCCAUGAAAAAGAGUUUGGAUCUGUGGAUGGUGAGGUGCGGGACACCUGGACCCACACGGAAGAGGAGGGCUCCAUGCAGGAUGGGCUGGGCAGUCUGAAGCGCAGCGGCUCAUUCACCAAGCUCCGCGAGUCGAUACGGAGGAGCAGUGAGAAGCUGGUCAGGAAGCUGAAAGGAGUUGGACCUCAGGAUACCACCCCUCCGACUCCUGGGAUGAAAAGGGCUAAUUCUCUGAAUGUGCUGAAUGUGGGUGCGAGGGAGCGUCAAGAAGCAGCAAGUAACCCCUGCAGCCUGACAGAGAACCGAACCCUGAGCUCCAGCACCCAGAGUCUGGCACGGCGAGGAUCCCUCAGCUCUGCACACUACACCUCUGAACACUAGCGCCCCCCC